Cherax quadricarinatus is the source of this 4184-nucleotide messenger RNA. Its product is annotated as IQ motif and ubiquitin-like domain-containing protein. Gene Ontology annotation, molecular function: protein binding. Gene Ontology annotation, biological process: cilium assembly. The record is from RefSeq and is a predicted model, not a curated record. Gene Ontology annotation, cellular component: motile cilium; acrosomal vesicle. NCBI's taxonomy places the organism in Eukaryota, Metazoa, Arthropoda, Malacostraca, Decapoda, Parastacidae.
CAGGAUGGAUGUGGUGGCCUUGCAACCUUUGUGGUUACAUCGACCAACAUCUUGACCCACAAGCUGGUGUUGCCAGGCAACCUCAGUGUGUUUACUUGCAUUCAUUCUUCUGAAGGUUACCUGCAACAUCUUAAUGAUUCUGAGGCCUUCAGUGUUGUCUACUGCUAGGUGAAGCUAACAACCUGCAGGUCUGAUUAUGGCCUGAGUAUGUCGAUGUUAGAAAUUGUAAUGUAUACGUGUUUUAAGACUAUUAGGACGUGGGAUUAGUGUGAUGCUACUUGGUGUGUGUAUAUAUGGAGAAAACAACGCUUCAUUACCUUACUAAGUCACACUACUGUACACUUGUACUGUCAACAGGGUGAGUAUCUGUGUCAUGCAGAGAAGUGAAUUUGUUAAGUUAAACUAUGUUAGUGCGGUGAUGUUUAGCGCGUGCUGGCAGUGUGCAAGUCGAGGAGAGAAGUGUGAACAUCACUCAUGACGCCCAAUUUGGAGGAGGUCACACACUGCAGCGACGCCAGCACCUCCGGGGAAGUAGUACCUACCCAACAAACUGACUUACAGAGUCCUAGUUCUUCUCCGGGCCCCAGAUAUGUGGCCCAGGAAGCCCAGACAGGGCCCCAGGCGGCAGUGUGGUGGUGACGGAUCUAGAGGAUGAGGGAGCCACCACUAUCAUGGGUGAAGGUGGUGGCCUUCUGGCUGGAUCAGGUGGCCACCACCAACACGGGUGCCUGUGGCCACAGGAGUCUGUGGCCACACAUAGCAGGGUGUCAGCACGUGAGGCCGCCUCAACACACAGUCUUGAUGACGAAGAUGACAAUGAGCAGAGCUGGUGGACGGAGAGUGGUCCCGUGGCCACGGUGAAGUUGGUGUUGGAGACGGGCGUGGGGGUGAUCACAAGGGCGUGGCCGCUACUCCAGCCCGCCCACGCCCUCAAGAACCACCUCAGUAACACCACCCAGGUUCCCGCCCAGUUUCUGCAGCUGGUGGUUCACGGGCGUGUGUUGAGUGACGACGCCACUCUUAGCAGUGUGGGCGUCGAGGCCAACGAGACGGUGCAGGUGGGUGUCUCCUCUAAACGCCCACACAGUCAUCCACUGACCCUGUUGGCACCCACCACGCCCACACUGCCCACACCAGACGUCAUCACUGUCAUCGUCGCAGAAGGUGGAGGUGUGGAGAGGGAGGUGGUAGUGGAGGUGGAGUGGGGGGCAGGACCCAAGCCGUGGCUGGGGGGCUACAGACACAAACUCUCAGGAAUACUCUACCACAACGCUGCUACCCAGACUAUACCCAGAGUUAGGACAAUACCAGGGCAGGUGACCAGGGGCACCCAAACAGUGUGGGCAUGCGGGCGUGGGUGUCAGACCCUCCGCACUGCCUACACCCAGACCACACACCUCCAUCCUCUGGUGUACAUAUCCACGCCCGUGUUCAUCACGCCCAGACCCUACUCCCCUACUCGUCGCUAUGAUAUCGCAAAGGUGUUGGUUCUACAACGGAUGCUGCGAGGGUGGCUUGCUCGCAAACAACUGCGCAGACUACGUCAGAUUAGAGAGACUGAGCUACAAGCAGCAGAAGCAAGUGAAAGAAGAAGCGUGGCGAGCGUAGAGUCUGACACAUCCAGCAGCCCCACCCCACACCAGGCGUGGCGGCAGGCAGUACCCAUGACAGAGUUAUACUCACGUCUGGAGAACUGGCGCAGGAAUCAAGUGUCUCAAGUGAACGCCACACUGAGGGGCAAGGAUCGUAGACGAGCACUGGUCGCUCUCCUCGAGAAGGAAACUGAGUUACUCAGGUCACUUGAGGCUCACAGAGCUGCCCGCUCUGCUAGGCGGAGGAACGCUGACAUAGCCAGGUUUUUGCAAGAGGUGUCCAGUGCUCAGGUGUGGAGGGUUAGUGGCGUUGCUGGAGGAGUGGAGGUGGAGACUCCAGACACACAGCCUAUUAGAGUCCUGGCAGCCCUUGCUACAGCUCUCCAACAAGACGCUACAGCAGAACUUCGCACCCAACAGUUCAACAACUUAUACGAAAUAGUAGAGCAGUACUGCCCCACCCAUGAUGAUGGACCAAGAACCCGUCGCACGGCAGCGGAUAUAAGAAGUUUGGCUCGUCGAGGAGUGGACCUGCUGGCCCGCGGUACUUCUGACAGCAGGUUAAGGGGUCUCCGUAAGCGCCUCCACAGCCUAAUAAUCACCUACCUUCACCAGGUUCAGGGUCGUGUGUCUUCUAUUGUGGCACCCCGUUCUAUCCGUGCUGCUGGUGCCAAGCCUGUCUUACUCACUACCAGGAUGACCUGAAUUCCCUAUCAGAGCAGCUUGAUCUCCCUAUCAGGGCAACUUGAUCUCCCUAUCACCACAACCUAAUCUCCCUAUCAGGGCAACCUGAUCUCCCAGUCAAGGCAACAUGACUUUGCUGUAGGUGCCAAUCUCAGCAUUUUAAUCAGGAUGACCUGGCCUCAGUACUAGGAUCACCUGGCCUCUUCCAGGAUGAGCUGACCUCAUCUGAGCAGGAUUAACACGUUCACUUACUUCAAGAUUUCCCACUUCUUAUGCAAACAACAGCCGCCUGGCUCGAUCCCAUAUGAUUUUGUUUACACAUUCAGAUUACUAUGCAACUGACAGUUUAGUCAACUAUUAACUCCUCUGUACACAAAUAACCCGCACAUAGAAGAGAGGAGCUUACGACGGCGUUUCGGUCCGACUUGGACCAUUUACAAAGUUCCAGUCACGAUAUUGUGGCUUUUAUUGUUAUUUAUUAUCUCCUCUGCCCCAAAUACGAUUCUUGUGGGCGGUGUCAUAGAAUUAUGGAGUCACAUAAUGGGUCCAGGAAUUGGGCCCCAAUGUACAAAGUAAUGAACUAUUUACAAAUUUAUUAGCUUCAGGAAAGAUAGUAAUGACUUUAAACAGUCAUGAAUUCAGUCACAAAAACAUUGCAAUAGAGUGAUAUGUGGUUAUGAGUUAUUUAAAAAUAGGCAAAGAAUAGUUUUUUUCCAGAAUUGCUGAUAAUAUGUUACUGGGUAAAUUAAUUCGACAUUUCUUGAACAUUUGUGAAUUGUAAUUGAAUUCACAAAUUUUAUCGUAGUCCAAUAUAUAAUGACGCGGGAUGAGAUAAGUAUCGCACAUGUGUUGUAUACUGUGGUAAGUUUAGGCUUACAUCAGCUUGUGCCUUGAGCUUAGCUGAAGCUGGGCAUUGGUGACAUCAAGUGUUAAUUUUGUUGGAUGCACCAUAGACUUGUGACUCCUCUUGCAUGAUAGAUGGUUAUUGAGGAAACAUUUCCUCAAUGAAGAUUCCCGUAUGUUGCACGAAACGUUUCCUCAAUAAAGAUUCCCAUGAUAGAAUGGUGACAGAUGGAUUGACUGGUACCACUCUCCCUCUGUCUCAAGUCACAGUUGAAGUUCUUUUCGUAUUACUGUCCUCAAACUACCAGAUGGCGGACAAAAUUUUAAUCUCCCUCCGUGAAGGCAUACGCUGUUGCCAAUUCAAAAGUUCUGUCAUGCAUUUGAAGGCAGUACUAGAGGGAAUCCACAAAAGUGUACUCUGAUUCCAGUCUAAAAUUCUUUCAAACCUGUCUGGCUCCUGGCACAAGCAUGCCACAAUUAACACUCAUGGAGUUGAAAACAUAUAUGGAUGAUAAUCACAUACAAUUAAAUGUCAACUUUAAAUGUAUGGACAUAAAUAUGAGUGUAAGAAGUAUACCAAACAGUUCAGUUGAUGCAUUCUCCAGUGUCUACACUAAAUCCAUCGUUCUACAUAACACUGGUACUUCCAGUUGCACUAAUUAGAGGGUUGGUGAACACACCCUUCAGCAUAUGAAUAUAUUAGUUGUACCUAGACAGCUAUGACCAGCUUUCUUUAAAGGGGGUGGGAAGGGUGCCUUUAUUAUGGCAAAGGGUUCUUGUUCCAAGGUAUUGGAGCUACCGUACCCUUCCUCGAAUUAAGCUUGACUAUCUGUGAUUCCCCAGGCACUAUAUGACCUAUAUGGGUUCCAAAAACAGGUAAUUCUGCUAAAAGAAAGAUCCUUUUUCUAGCAUUUAAACUAUUUUAAGACUUCUGGAUUGAUCUCAUGUACAAAAUAAUUACUAAAAUGUAUAUAUUUAUCAACUAUGUUUCUGAUAUUAAAUCUACCUCUGGAGUCUACUCAAAACAAUGAGAUUUAUUUUAUACUAGAAUUAGCAGAUUAAGAA